Cyprinus carpio (common carp) is the source of this 2231-nucleotide messenger RNA. RefSeq names its product kelch-like protein 23. Lineage: Eukaryota; Metazoa; Chordata; Actinopteri; Cypriniformes; Cyprinidae. The record is from RefSeq and is a predicted model, not a curated record. Gene Ontology annotation, molecular function: protein binding.
AGCUAUAAACAAACGCUCUUGCCUUCAGAAAACGGUGAAGCGUUUAGAAGGGAGUAAUUCUUGGUGUUCGGCCGCCGUUGGUACAGUCUCCCUCAAGCGUUAUUAUUCAACGGCUUCAGGAUUAUACGGUCAACACUGCCGUGACAACUGAAACGUGAAAACUGGUAUUAUGUCUCAGUUGAUUGAAAAAUCAAAAUUGCAGAUUUUUGACCAUGUAUUUCUGAAGAUGGGAUGCUUGUUUGGUCACAUGGCUGAAGGACGCGGCUGUGUUGAAUCAGUAACAUUAGUGGCGAGGCUCCUGAUUCACACAGAUACCAAAACAGGAGCUCGACUUCCUCUAGACUAGAGACUGACACUAAAUACAGGGGCCUCAUGUCUGAUCUGACCGAGCACAAGGCACACUGCUGGGGAUAAAACUUCUCCAGCGAAGAAAGGACGAGUGUCAAUCAGUCAGCUGCAAUGUCAGGAAAAGCUCAAAGCGGUUACUCCUACGAGUUCUGCGAUGCCUCUCACUCCUCCGAGGUGCUGGAAGCUCUUCAUGAGUUUCACAGCAGCGGUCUGUUCACGGACGUCACCCUGCAGUCUUCAUCCGGACAGCUCUUCCACUGCCACAAGGCUGUGCUAUCAGCCCGCAGCUCCUAUUUCAAGGUAAUGUUCACCUUAGACAUGAGAGAACGUUUGGACGACACCAUCAACCUGCCUUGCAUAAACAGAGAGAUUCUGGGUGCUUUGGUGAGCUACAUCUACACUUCAAAGAUCAGCAUAACCCAGAACAACGUCCAAAGUCUCCUGGAAGCCGCAGACCUGUUGCAGUUCAUCUCGCUCAAGAAAGCCUGCGAGAGCUUCUUGAUUCGUCUGCUGGACGUCGAUAACUGCCUCGGGAUGCACUCGUUCGCCGAGCUUCACGUGUGCUCUGAUUUGCAGCGCGAGGCUUUGAGGAUCAUACUGAGUCGCUUUGAAGAACUCACACUUCAGGAGGAGUUCCUAGAGGUGGAUUUCCAAAAGCUACGGAUGAUAUUAGCUACAGAAAACCACAGUGUGUGGAAAGAAGCAACUUUAUUGGACGCGGUGGUCAAAUGGGUCGCCCAUGACACGGCUCCUCGAAUAGACCACCUUCAGGAGCUUCUCAACUGCAUCCAUCUCGACGUGGAUGAUGCUUACCUCAAAACUGCUUUGGAUCUUCGCAGACACUGCUCUGAAAACAAACUGCGAUCUUCAAUUCUCGCCUCCUUAAAGCCGAGCAAAGGUUUCUCACAGUGCUGCAAAAAACUAACGUGCAGCUUGUAUGUCAUUGGUGGAUAUUACUGGCAUCCGUUGUGUGAAGUCCACACGUGGGACCCUGUUUCCGACACAUGGGUUCAGGGCAAAGACAUGCCUGAUUUUGAAAGAGAGAGUUAUAGCGUGGCACUUCUAGGCCCUGAUAUCUACGUGACUGGAGGAUACAGGACACAGACUGUGGAUGCUUUAGACACUGUGUGGAUUUAUAACACUGACUCGGAUGAAUGGACAGACGGAUGUCCCAUGAUCACAGCCAGAUACUACCACUGCUCCGUGGCUCUACGUGGAUGCAUAUACGCCAUUGGUGGAUAUACGGCAGGAGCUCCUACGCAAGAAACUGAAUUCUAUGAUCCCUUGAAGAAGAGAUGGUUUCCUGUGGCUGAUAUGAUACAAGGUGUGGGAAAUGCAACUGCUUGCGUGGUGAAAGACAGAGUCUAUGUAACCGGAGGGCAUUAUGGGUACAGAGGAACCUGCACUUACGAGAAGAUUCAGACUUACCGGCCAGAUAUCAAUGAGUGGAGCAUCACAACGAUGUGUCCACAUCCCGAGUAUGGCCUUUGCUCGGUGUCCUUGAACAACAAGCUUUAUCUGGUCGGAGGUCAGACCACCAUCAUAGACUGCUAUGAUCCCGAGCGAGAUGAGUGGAGACAGAUGUGUGCGAUGAAGGAGAGAAGGAUGGAGUGCGGAUCAGCCGUUAUAAACGGGUGCAUCUAUGUAGCAGGUGGGUAUUCAUACUCUAAAGGGACGUAUCUGCAGAGUAUAGAGAGGUACGACCCCGAGAUGGACUGCUGGGAGAUUGUGGGAAACCUCCCAUCAGCUGCACGCUCACACGGCUGUGUUUGUGUGUUCAGCGUGUGAAAUCAGUCUGUGGAGCCACUUCCAGUGAGGUCUAAAAGUCUGAGACCACUUUUAUUAAUUUAAACAUGAAAUGAGAGCAAAUGUUUUAAAGUGAA